This is a messenger RNA of Monomorium pharaonis (pharaoh ant), 2223 nucleotides long. RefSeq lists its product as uncharacterized. Bases 21 to 1598 code for a protein of 525 amino acids. The record is from RefSeq and is a predicted model, not a curated record. The transcript has a single exon. Lineage: Eukaryota; Metazoa; Arthropoda; Insecta; Hymenoptera; Formicidae.
AUUGGAAACUAGUAAUAAGAAUGGACAUCGCAUCCCUAGCACCUAGGCUAGAGCAUAUAACCAAAAGUAUAGAACGCACCGACAUAAUGUGCAAAUCAUUACUAGCAAAUGUAAAAACAUGCAAGAACCUGCAUGGAAUCCUAGACAAGGGACACAAUAAGACAAAACAUCUGAUACAUACCAUACAGAUGGUAUACAGGACGCCGACAGAUAAGCGGCGCGGACUGAUAAACGGAGUAGGCUCCAUAGCCAAGACACUAUUCGGAACCAUGGACGCCGACGACGAGAAAACGAUUAACGAACAGCUGACGCUACUAGAGAACAACAACGCGGUAACCAAACACGCCGUAGAAAAUCAAUUAAAAGUAAUCAACGCCACGAUAGCCCACGUGGAGACGUUGGAACAAACUAUCCAAGAAAACGAAAACGCACUGACGACACUCCUAGAGAAAAUACAAAACCAAAACCUAAUACAUAACAGACGAUACGACUUGGACGAACAUUUCACAGUUCUUAACGCUCUGACGAACGAUCUACUACAAGACGCGUCCGACAUUAUCGAAUAUCUAGCAUAUAUAAAAGAGGGAAUACUUCACCCUAAAAUCGCGAAUAUAGAUCAAAUAAUGGAAGCUCUCCGUGAGGCUAGUCUAACCUGGCCCCAGGGACUCUACCUUCCUACAGGUAUGCGAAAUCACGACUGGUUAAAAAUAGAAAAAUUGAUUAACAUCAGCGCCUAUUGCGACAUAAAAAACAUGUAUACGAUACUUAGAUUUCCCUUAGCCAGCCUACCGAUCUAUAGACUUAUGCGAAUAAUAGCGUUACCGGUGCAUAAUCACCUAAACAUUUUUUCAUCUGUAAAAACGACUACAGAAUAUCUAGCAAUAGACGCGGAAAAACAAACGUACCUAACUAUCAGCGAAAGCGACCUGCAAGGAUGUAAUAAAAUAAACACCGAACAUAUAUGCGAGGCGACGCAUGCGAUAAAUAAGAUAAACACAAAUGCGAUCUGCGAAGUACAAAUGUAUAUACACAAUCGCAACUUACACUGUAACAUAAACCAUAUCAUAAGCGAACGCGCAAUAUGGAUUAAGACGCACGACUCUUGGUUGUACUCCACAGCAAAACCUGAAGAAAUUAGUAUAAAAUGCCUAGACCACCCCGAAGGUAAAGAAACGAUAAAUAAUACCGGAAAAAUAAUUAUAAACGAAAAUUGCAAGAUAGUUACAACCGAACUAAUUAUUAAACCACACAAAACUCUCAGUUCUAAAAUCCUAGACACAUACAUGCCUAGGAUAAAUAUUACAAUGAUACAGGAAAUUUCCUUAGAUAACCACACAGAUAGUAUACACUUGAGAAAAAUUUCCGACAACCCACACGAUUUUGGACACCUAAAAAUGAGCAUAGAAAAAAUCAAACAAGAACUGGAGAGUGACCAAGAGCCGUUCUUCCGAAAAAAACAAUUCAUAUACCCAAUGACAACCAGCGGCGUUACCGCUUUAAUCAUAAUAGCCAUCAUGAUUUACAUAAUAUAUACAAAACAAACUAGCAAACCACCAAGGCCUAACAAAGCAGGUUGUCAUCUGAGAACAAAGUUGUAAGCGAAAACAUCGCACCCUCGUUUUCUUAUCUAACGGGGGAGGGAUGUUGUAAGCCGAUUACAACUAUAUCUAUUAAAAUUGCGACACGCAUCUUUCGAAAGACGUUGCAAGAAGCACUUCUUUCGAAAGACGCACAAGAAUCCGCCGCGCUCACGGAAGUCCCAAUUAACUUCCGUGAGAUUACAACAGCGCACUCGGAAGCAGUUCGUAUCGCCCUGGAAAUAGGCCCUACGAUGCAAAAUCAAACCGCAAGGCUACCGCGUUCCGAUGUCGAAACGCUUAGCCUCGCGGAAGCUAUCGACGCCCGGUCACUGGCCCCCGAAAUUGUGCCACAUAUCAUAAUAUAUAAACGCGACCACGCCGUGACCGAGCGGAGAGAAAACAUAACAACAUCCGAGCCGCGUCGCGUACUAUACACCUUAUCGCGAGUGAUACCUAACACCAUCACAGCUGAUUGUAAGCGCAAGAAACAGAAAUAAAGACAACGAACAAGCACGUAAGAAACGUCUUCCUUUUCUUAUACACCAAGCCGAACCAUCACCCUUUGGGUCCCAACCCUUCAGGCAGAACGAUCCCAACUACCGACGGGAAAGAAUUCCCAAAACGAGCAAACGCUCACAACAAU